This is a messenger RNA of Syngnathoides biaculeatus (alligator pipefish), 4170 nucleotides long. It is a transcript of the gene pald1a, whose product is annotated as phosphatase domain containing paladin 1a. NCBI's taxonomy places the organism in Eukaryota, Metazoa, Chordata, Actinopteri, Syngnathiformes, Syngnathidae. Bases 217 to 2805 code for a protein of 862 amino acids. The transcript has 20 exons. The record is from RefSeq and is a predicted model, not a curated record.
GCAACCACUUGAGGUGGCCGUCGUGCGGCCGUCGGGGACGUGCGACUGAGCGCCAGCUCCGCCUGCCCCGCUGCGCACAUUUAUUAUUAUGAUUUUUUUCUUUUUUUUUCCUUAUUUUUGAAUUGCCGCAUUUUUUUCGACCGGGUUGUUUCUCAGCGGACCGCGGCGCCCCUCUGACCACGGACUCGGCAGCCGAACGUUAGCUGCGGGUGGAGCAUGGGUACGACCGCCAGCGCAGCGCCGCCCCCGCCGCCGCCUGAAAGCGUCCACGGCAACGGGAUGGCCGCCACGAGCCCCUUCCACGCCGUCAACGGCAAGGCCAAGUCCAUCAUCACCAACAAGGUGGCGCCUGUGGUGAUCACAUAUAAUUGCAAGCAGGAAUUUCAGAUUCACGAUGAUCUCCGCAAGAGCAACUACAAAGUUGGCCGGAUAUCGGACGCCAUGCCCGAGCAUUACCUGGUGCAGGGCGAGUACUUCAUGGUGCAGGACGUGUACGGCAAAGCGGACGUCCUCAGCACGGCCGCCUCUUUCGGGGCGCCCAACUUCCGCCGGGUGAAGGGAUCGUCGUACCCGCUCUACGGGAUGGGCCAGCCCAGCGUCGGCGGCUUCGGGCGGGUCCUGCAGAGGCUCCAGGCGCAAGGACACCAGGAGGUGAUAUUCGUCUGCGUGCGAGAGGAGCCGGUGGUCUUCCUGCACAAAGGCGACGAUUUUGUUCCGUACACCCCCAGAAGGAAGGAGAACCUCCACGAGAACCUCCACGGCCUGGAAAAGGCGCAGCCGGUGGAAGCGCUGGAGCUGACCGUCAGGAAGGAGCUCCACGACUUCGCCAAGCUCAACGACGACGUCUACUACGUGUACAACGACAUCGAGUACCUGAAAGACGAGCCCCAGAAGAUGAUCAUCACGUGCGAGGAGGACGUCCACGUGACCGAGGAGGUCUACAAGCGUCCCGUGUUCACCGUGCCGACCUACAGCUAUUACAGAUUGCCGCUACCUGUAGAGGGCGCACCUUUGGAAGAAGACUUUGACGCCUUUGUCAACAUACUCAGGGAGCACCCCAGCCUGUCCCCGCGGCGGGCGGCGCCGGCGGAGCCUCCCGCUCUGCUCUUCGGCUGCCAGGUGGGCGUCGGCCGCACCAACCUGGCCAUGAUCCUCGGCGCCCUGGCCGUCAACCGACUCCGGGGCGAGUCACGCCCCCCCCCACUCGAGGAGGCGACCGACGGACCUCCGGAGGCCAAACCGGUUUUCCGCAUCAUCCAGACUCUGACGGCCAAGCUGCCUAAUGGACAGCAAGUCACGGAGGAGGUGGACCGGGCCAUCGCGCUGUGCUCGGAAAUGCACAACAUCAAAGAAGCAAUCUACGAGAACAAAAGCAAGCUGGAGGGCAUCGGAGACGAUUAUCAGCUCGAGGGGAACAGCACCAAAGAGUACUUCCGCAACAGAACCCGGCAGAGCUUGGAGCGCUACUUCUACCUGAUCGUGUUUAACGCGUACCUCCACGAGCAGUACCCGCUCGCCUUCGUGUGCAACUUCAGCCAGUGGAUGUGCCGCCACACUUGGCUGUACCGCCUGCUGGCCCGGAUGGACCUUUCCGAGCUGUCGGCGCCGCCCGAGCUGGUCACCAGAGGAGCCCGGGUCCUGGUGGCGGGCGAGUAUUUGGCCCCCGACGUGUUGAGAACGGCCAAGGAGAUGAAGGCGCCCAACUUCCGCCGCGUGCCCAAGAUGCCCGUCUACGGGAUGGCGCAGCCCACGUCCGAGGCCGCCGGAGCCGUGCUGGCCCACCUGACGGACCAGAAGCGGCAGCACCGCCGCGUUUUGUGGGUCAACCUGCAGGAGGAGCUGGUCCUGGAGGCUAACGGGCAGAUCUUCACGCCCAGGGAGCCGUCGCGCUUGGAUCAGCACAUCGCCGUCCCGACGUCAGACCCGCACGUCAUCGAGAAACUGGAGAGCUCCCUGAAGGAGGAGAUCCUGCGCGCCCAGAAGUGGUUGGAAGUGACGCUGGAGCAGGAGAAGCAGAUGAAGAUGCUGAAGAGCGUCGCCACGCCGCAGGAGAUCUUCGCCCGGCACAAGAAGGCCACGCCGGCGCUGGCCUACAAGCGCGUCCCCCUGCCCGAGUGCGCCGCCCCCCGCGAGGAGGAUUUGGACGAGCUGCUGGACGCCAUGAAGGGCGCCCUGGCCGAGGAUUCGCGCUCGGCCUUCGUCUUCAACUGCUCCGACGGCAAAGGCAGGACCACCACGGCCACGGUGCUCUCCGUGCUGACUCUGUGGCACUUCAACGGCUUUCCGGACUUUACCGAAGACGAGAUCGUCAGCGUCCCGGAUGCCAAGUACACAAAAGGAGAAUUUCAGGUGGUGAUGCAGCUGGUGCGCCUGCUGCCCGACGGCCAGCGGAUGAAGCGCGAGGUGGACAUGGCGCUGGACUCGGUCUCCGAGACCAUGACGCCCAUGCACUACCACCUGCGGGAAAUCAUCAUCUGCACCUACAGACAGAUCAAAAGCGGCAAGACUGAGAAGGAGCGUCAUCAGCUCCUGCUGAGGAGUCUGCAGUAUCUGGAGCGCUACGUUUACCUCAUCCUCUUCAACACGUACCUGCACCUGGAGAAGAAGGACUCGUGGCGGCGUUCCUUCACGCUGUGGAUGGAGCAGGUGGCCUCCAGGGCGGGCGUGUACGACAUCCUCAACCGGCUGAGCUUCCGCGAGUUCGAGACCCCGACCGCGGGGGAAGCCCCGCUGGCGCGACUGCGCCGGCGCUGGCAGCGGCAGAACCUUCUCCCCGAGCUUCCUUUCCGAGGGCGCUUCCUCUGAGGGCAAACGCCGUUUCGAGUCACGGACUCGAAAACUCCACUCCACUCGUUCCGUUUGGACUCGACUCGUCUCAACUUUUCCGUGGACUAAAAGACUCGAGAUUCCAAAUGCAAUACUACGUUGUCAUUCCUUUCAAAAUGCCUUUUUUAACUUCUAAUACUUUUUAUCCUUGCAAAGUGAAAAGUUUUGUCAUGACGUCACUUCAGCCAACCUGGUUGUUGUUGAGUGAGGAGCUCUUUCUUGUCGUACGAGUUUGCAAAAUGACGAGCUAAACAUUUCACUGACGAAUAUUUUCUCCUCAGUUUGACUUUCUUCUUGUAACUUUUGGACUUUUUCACUUGUUUAACUGUUUCUCGCAAAAUGUGAACUUUUUGCUUUGUUAAAAAAAAAUUUUGGCUUUUUUUUUUCACAAAAUGACUUUUUUUGAUGGAUUGACUUUUUUUUUUUUUUCUCGAAGUGAACAUUAUUUGACUUUUCUGUCAUCAAAAGGAAUUUUUCUUAUCAAAUUGAAUUUAGUCUCCUUGUUUUUUCGUGUCGACGCUCUCACGGAAGAAUUUUUUUGUAUGAAUUGUAAUUUUUUUGCAUAUUUGGCCUUUACUGUGGUCAUAAAUAGCAGUUCUCUUGCUAUUCAAGUUGUUAUAAAGUAAUGACUUUUUGUUUAUUAAUAUUGACUUUAUUCCUGUCAAACGCUGACUUUUGUUUUCUCACAUUGUGCAAAAAUGGAAUUUAAUUGUGACAUGGCAACUUUUGUCUGGUUCGAGUUAGACGUGUUUCUGACUAUUCGGACUUGAAAAAAAAAAUGGACGAUGUUCUGUUUCCUUUUUUUUUUUUCUAAGAGCGCAAUAAAGUGUUGUGCUGCAUUUUAUGCGGGUUUUUUUUUGACGUUUGUGUUUUCCCUUGCCAACUUUUUUCUCUUUGGCGCUGGUGAUGUUGACUUGGUUUCUUUUUUUUUCCAUUUUUUUUCUUCCUGUAAAAAAAACAUCUGUAAAAUUGAAACUUUAUAUCUUGUCAAAUUUGUACUUUGGCUAAUUAAAUUUGUGACAUUCUUAACUUUUUUUUUCUUGUAAUAUGACUUUGGUCUUGAAAUGAUGACUUAUUCCCAUCAUAUUACAGGUUUGUUCAUUUUUUUUCCACUAAUAUUGGAACAGUCUCAAAAUGAGGGCUUCAUUUUUAUAAUAUUACACGAUUAUUCUAGUAAAACACAUUUUAUUCUUGUAAUAUUAGAGCAAAAAAAUGUUUUUGUUUUUGUAAAAAUGGCUGUUGGAUGUUAAAAUUCUUUGAAGUGUAUGACUAUUUCAAAGUAAAAUUCUCUUCAAAUUACAACUUGAAUGUAAAAUUACAAACGUUUUUGAGGAAAUGAACGAA